Aquila chrysaetos chrysaetos is the source of this 1908-nucleotide messenger RNA. RefSeq names its product docking protein 5 (gene DOK5). The record is from RefSeq and is a predicted model, not a curated record. Lineage: Eukaryota; Metazoa; Chordata; Aves; Accipitriformes; Accipitridae. Gene Ontology annotation, biological process: cell surface receptor protein tyrosine kinase signaling pathway; positive regulation of MAPK cascade. Gene Ontology annotation, cellular component: cytoplasm. Bases 250 to 1260 code for a protein of 336 amino acids. The transcript is spliced from 10 exons.
UGCUCCUCCAAACCGACUUUUGGGGAGCGAGGACCGCCAGCCCUCCGCGGAGGCUGCGGGGGUGUAAGAGGGAGGGCGCGGGGCGGGCGCUGCCGCCAGCCCUUCCCCCGGCCCGGCCCGCCGCGGGGCCGUGGGCUGCUCCGCGGGGCGGUGCGGAGCGGAGCGGAGCGGGGCGCGGCUCCGGAGGCUGCUGCGCGCCAUGCGGGCUGGCUGAGCGGCGCCGGCCGCCUCCAACUUUCCCCGGGAAGGAUGGCCUCCAAUUUCAACGACAUCGUGAAGCAGGGCUACGUGCGCAUCCGGAGCAGGCGGCUGGGGAUUUAUCAGAGAUGCUGGUUAGUAUUCAAAAAAGCUUCAAGCAAAGGACCGAAGAGGCUGGAGAAAUUCUCAGAUGAACGAGCUGCUUACUUUAGAUGCUAUCACAAGGUCACAGAGCUCAAUAAUGUGAAGAAUAUAUUACGAAUGCCAAAAAGCACAAAGAAGCAUGCUGUUGGGAUUUAUUUUAAUGAUGACACAUCGAAAACCUUUGCUUGUGAGUCAGAUUUUCUGGGCAUUUAUACAGAACUUGAGGCAGAUGAGUGGUGCAAAGUGCUGCAGAUGGAGUGUCUUGGAACGCGAAUUAAUGACAUUAGCCUUGGAGAGCCUGACUUGUUGGCAUCUGGAGUAGAGAGGGAGCAGAGUGAGAGAUUCAAUGUGUAUUUGAUGCCAUCCCCUAAUUUAGAUGUGCAUGGGGAAUGUACCUUGCAGAUAACAUUUGAGAAUAUCUGUCUUUGGGACAUCCAGAAUCCCAGAGUAAAACUCAUCUCUUGGCCAUUAAGUGCCCUCCGACGCUACGGGCGGGACCCAUCUUGGUUCACGUUUGAAGCAGGGAGGAUGUGUGACACAGGAGAAGGACUAUUCAUCUUUCAGACCAGAGAUGGGGAAGCAAUCUACCAGAAGGUUCACUCGGCGGCUUUGGCCAUAGCAGAACAACAUGAGCGCUUGUUGCAGAGUGUGAAAAAUUCAAUGCUGCUUGAGUUAAAACUCCCCUCAGGGGAAGCAGUGCUAGCCCAGGACCAGGGGAACACCAAGCUUCAGAUGAAAAUGAGUGAGCGAGCCGUGUCCCUCAGCACCAUGGUGCCCUUGCCCCGCAGUGCGUACUGGCAGCACAUCACGCGACAGCACAGCACUGGCCAGCUUUACGGUCUGCAAGGAACUGGGAAAGAAAAUCUGAGUGGAGAUGUUUCUGAGAGGGAGCAACAGAUAAAGCAGGGAUGUUUCUAGCCCAGUGAAGCUUCAUCGCACGGACACUUUUCCAACCUACAGGUCAGACCAUCGAUAAAAGACUGCAAAGAACUUUAAAAACUCUUUGUCUUCUGACAAGCUGCCCCAGUGGAUGACAGUGAUAAUGAUAAGCAAGGAUGGAAAUGUGGAAAAUUUCAGGUUGGAUGAAAAAUUCUUGCAAUACAAAGGUUUUUUUAAACUUUGCCAAAAGCUGAAACUAUUCUGUAGAUAUUGGGGAGCGGAAAAAACCCAACAAACCCUCCAGUGUAUCUUUUAUAUCUUACAGCUGGACAGAGAAGAAAUCACUCCCUAAGUAUUUCCAAAUGUUUUUGUAUGAUAGGUAUGUUGUAAAUACACAAGACUUUCCUGUUGUAGUGUGGUUCCAUUUUGUCUGUUACAGCUGUGUGUUCACUGAUGUCAGCUCUGUCAUCCUUGUUUGUUGUAACGCUUAUCUUUAGUUACUUACGUUAUUGUUCAGCUUAAUCCUUGACCUUUGAAAUGGUGGCCAGUUUUAAGCAGCUAUUGGAUACAAUUUUUCCUGUUUGAAGCCUGAUGAAGACUUGAUUGAUUUCUUUUAAAAGCACCCUCUAUCUUCUAUUUCCUGUAUUUAUUUCCAUCUCUGUAAAUGUUUAAAAUAAUAAUAAUAAA